AUGGGCAAGAAGUCUACCAGGUACGAAGGGAGAUCGGAAAAGUGGGAUCCCAAGAAGCUUGCUACCAGGCUCAGAAGUUACAAAAAGGCAAACACUAUCUUGAAGCGAUGGGACAAAAAAUCAGAAGGGCAAAAGAAAUUCUGUGGGAUCUCUUGUACACCGCUCCUGGAGUUGCCCAUUCCACUCGAUGCUGAAAAGUUGACUACAAAAGUCAUCUUGAAGAAGGUGUGUGACAUGAGCGGCAAGAAAAAUAGGAAGUCGAACAAUGUGGUUCCGAAUAUUUUGCUGAUAGACUGA
Molecule: messenger RNA, 297 nt
Organism: Cylindrotheca closterium
Lineage: Eukaryota; Bacillariophyta; Bacillariophyceae; Bacillariales; Bacillariaceae
Source: the annotation of a GenBank genome assembly